CAUACAAAGUACACACAGGUUUACAGACAGCCCAGUUCAACAGUAAGCUGCCAGUGAGAGAAUGAAGAUCUCUGUGAGUUUUACGCUGUUGCUGCUGCUCGGCACCGUCCCCCCAUGUGAAAGUACCGAUUAUCAGAAGACUUUUCCUCAAGACAUCUACGCUGCGCUGAGAGAGCUGACUGCCUCGUUGGUUCAGCUGAAGGCUGAUGUGAGACUCCUGCUGACUCAAGAACAAGCAGCACAACUGAAGAUUGAAGUGGACAAUUGGAAUCAACAACUGCAAGUCCGACAGAUUGCAUUCUCAGCCUCUCUGGUGGAUAAAAGUGAAUCAUUUGUUGGACCCUCAGCCAUGGACACUACCCUGAUCUUCACAUACGUCCCCACCAACAUCGGAAAUGCCUACAACUCAACCACAGGUGUGUUCACUGCCCCGGUCAGAGGAGCGUACCACUUUGAGUGGUCGGUCGGUGCAAAUGGAGGCACUUCUGGUGCUGUGUUGGUCAAGAACUCAGCGAAUGUUUUCUUGGCAUACGAGCAGGCAGCCGGUUUUAUGAGUUCUUCUAAAGCCGUUGCACUGCUGCUGGAGGUGGGAGACGUUGUGUUUGUGCGUGUGUUUGUAAACACUAGGGCAUAUGACAACCUAAAUCACCACACCACCUUCAGUGGACAUCUGCUGUUCCCCAUGUAAGACAGAAACAGCAGCUCUGUGAUAGUCACACAGGUUGUUGUUGUCUUAAACAAGUUUUCAUAGCACUUCAUAUAUUUGCUCUGAUUUAAUAAUUUAGUAAUAAUUGUCAACAGGAAUCUUUAUUUCCUUCAA
Messenger RNA from Perca fluviatilis (European perch), 820 nucleotides. Its product is annotated as complement C1q-like protein 4. The transcript has 4 exons. Gene Ontology annotation, molecular function: protein binding. NCBI's taxonomy places the organism in Eukaryota, Metazoa, Chordata, Actinopteri, Perciformes, Percidae. The record is from RefSeq and is a predicted model, not a curated record. Bases 62 to 688 code for a protein of 208 amino acids.